AUGGAUAACCAUGGACUGUUACCUAAAGAUAAGUUUCGCAGAACAAUCAGAAAAGCACAAAGACAGUUCUGGCGCAAUAAGCUAGUAAUUGCAGCACAAACGAAAGAGGUCUUCGAUAUCAGCAAAUGGCAUAAAUCGAGGGGUUCAUACCGCAGCCCUCCUCUUAAGGACCCUUUAAGGCCGAAUGAUCUGCCCGCAGUCUUUGUUCAGGAGAAGCGAGAUCUACUAGUUCGCAACCUUCUUCAAAAUACAACAGAGGCAGGGGAUAUUUCGCUAGAAUGCCCAGCUGUCCCUACCGCUACCCUUUCGUUCCCUGAGAUCACCAUGGCACAAGUGGAAAAGUCUAUCUUAAAGGCUAGAAACACUGCUCCAGGCGAAGACGAACUCCAAACUAACAUCCUAAAGACAGCCUGGCCACUAAUCAAGGACAAGAUCUUAGCCCUAUUCUAA
Molecule: messenger RNA, 450 nt
Organism: Talaromyces stipitatus ATCC 10500
Lineage: Eukaryota; Fungi; Ascomycota; Eurotiomycetes; Eurotiales; Trichocomaceae
Exons: 2
Coding region: 1-450 (149 amino acids)
Source: RefSeq, a predicted model, not a curated record